Messenger RNA from Arachis duranensis, 1696 nucleotides. RefSeq names its product protein WHAT'S THIS FACTOR 1 homolog, chloroplastic. The transcript is spliced from 2 exons. Gene Ontology annotation, molecular function: RNA binding. Bases 57 to 1379 code for a protein of 440 amino acids. NCBI's taxonomy places the organism in Eukaryota, Viridiplantae, Streptophyta, Magnoliopsida, Fabales, Fabaceae. The record is from RefSeq and is a predicted model, not a curated record.
GCUGCUUCUCUGCAACUCAGUGCAACAGAGUGAGCAGUGUCACACACCUGAAAGCAAUGCUCUUCAAACCCCACACCAUCUCUUCCCACAUCCUCAGCAACCACCUCAACCAACUAAGAUCCAUUUCAAGCCUCAAAGUCGUUUGGCGCAAAGACCCAGAACUCGACCGUGCAAUCGAAAACGACAAGCGUUUCAAGCUAUGCGCCCGCGUCGUUCGCGAAGUCCUCAACGAACCCCGCCACGUCAUCCCCCUUCGCUACCUCGAAAAGCGUCGCCAAAGAAUGCACCUCAAAGUCAAAAUCGAAACCUUCCUCAACCAUAACCCUGGUUUGUUCGACGUCUACUUGGACCGCAUUAAGCCCAAAACCGAACCUGUCCGGUUCAUCCGGUUCAGUGCAAAGCUCCAGAACUUUCUAGAAGAACAAAAGAGAAUCUUCCAGAAGAACGAGGACUUGAUCGUUGCGAAACUCUGUAAGCUUUUGAUGAUGUCUAAGAAUAAAGUUGUUAGUGCUGAUAAGUUGCUUCAUGUCAAGAAGGAAUUCGGUUUCCCUGAUGACUUUUUGGUUGAUUUGGUACCUAGGUAUUCGAAUUAUUUUAGGUUAAUUGGAUCACCUGGUGAAGGGCAAUCGUUCCUUGAAUUGGUUAACUGGGAACCUAAAUUUGCGAAAUCUGUGAUUGAGCAUAGGGCUGAGGAGGAGAGUGAGAGGAUUGGGAUUAGGGUUAGGCCUAAUUUUAGAGUUCAACUUCCUAGUGGUUUUGUGCUGAAGAAGGAUAUGAGGGACUGGGUUAGGGAUUGGAUGGAGCUUGAUUAUGUUUCACCUUACGCGGAUGUUUCGCAUUUGGAGCAGAAUUCGAGGGAAAUGGAGAAGAGGAUGGUUGGUGUGUUUCAUGAAUUGUUGUCACUUUCACUGUAUAAGAGGAUUCCGGUGCCCAUUUUGGGGAAGUUCUGUGAUGAGUAUAGAUUUUCGAAUGCCUUUUCGAGUGUUUUUACAAGGCAUUCAGGGAUAUUUUAUAUGUCACUGAAAGGAGGGAUCGAGACGGCGGUGCUAAGAGAAGCAUACGAGGGUGAUAAGUUGGUUGAUUUGGAUCCACUGCUGGAGAUAAAGGACAAGUUUGUUGAGUUGUUGGAGGAAGGUUGGCGGCAGAGGGCGGAGGAGUUGAGGUUGAAACAAGAGAAGCUUAGGAGGGAUAUGGAAAAUUCGGCCACCAAAGUUGACCAAAUGAGUGUGAAAGAGACCAAUGUGGAUGGUCGAAGACAUGUGGACAAUGGAAGACGGAGAGCUUUCAAGGAUUUCAGUGAAACAGUGCUACAAGAAAAUCUUUGUUUUGGUCCCGCACGAAGCCUGCAAUAUAUUGGAGUUGGCGAGCAGUAUAUUUAAGUUCACAACUUAUGAAAAAUUCUUAAUUUCUGCCAGACAUCUGAUGUGAGAUUUCCUAUUAUAGUUUCAAGCGAAGGAUACACAUUAACAUAUCUGCUAAGGAUGGAAGAAAUGAAUUGCAAUCUUGGACUUUAUUAGCAAUUUCUGCUACCAAAUAACUUUCUCAGAGUAGCAAUGAAGUAAUUUAUAUCCUUUCAGGAACAGCUGGAAGUAAGGCGAAAAGGUGUGAAGAACUUAACUUUUGUCAUGUUAUUAUGGUAUCAUGCAUGUUAUCUUCAGAGAAUUGUCCCCAAUUAAUAAUAUCAGAUCACCUUGGU